AGAAAACAGUAAACAACAUUUAUUUUUGAUUAUGAAUAUACAUAGUUUAGCUGAAAUUUAAAUUAUUAUAAAUACAAUGUAUUUUUAUAAGUAAUAACAAGCCAUUUGAUGGGUGCAUUUCCAAUAAUUCUACUUGUGACAUAUUAAAAUAUUUUCCUUUUUACAAAACCAAAUACAAUAAUAUUAAAAUCUUCUUUUAAAUUUGUAUUUUAUAUUGGAUUCCACAGGCCUUGCGAAAUAUUCUGAGGUAUGAAUUCUCAAAGCUAGUCAUACCAAUAUUACACGAAGGACUAUUUACAAUAGCGGUAUCUUUUAAUUUCCCGUUUUUAAUCGGAAUUAAGUAAUUAUGAUACGGAAAUAUAUUCCAGAAUCCUUGAAAUAAUUUUGCUGCAUGUGUAACUAAUCUGAAAUCAUUUGAAAUAUAACCACUUCCGGAUUAUAACCGUUACUAUAUCCCUAGAGAUGAAAGCUAAACGAUAUAGCAGUUAAAACGACCAUUGCAUAAAUCGUUUACUAUUGCCAUCUCUGUCGAACAGCUGUCAGAACUACACGCACUUGAUAGAAGGAAUAGAAAAAAACAACGAAUACGAAAAAUUCAAAGCAGCAGCUGGGCGAAGUUGGACAAUAGAAAAAACAAAUACGAAAAACCUAUUAAUACGGCAAAAAUUGCGCAUAAUACAGCGCAAAACAAAUAAAAUAGUUUUAUUUAUAUUACUAAAAUACUGUGCCGCUAAAACCCGCCAUGGAUUUGCUGAAUUCAAUACUCAAUUCAAUGGAAAAACCUCCCGCAGCUACAGAGCAACAGAAAAAAAUGAUCAAAAAACAAAAAGAGCUUGCUGAACGAAUUAAAAACAAACAGAAAGAAGAACUAAAUCGAUUUCGCAAAUAUGUAGAGGAACGUAUCGGACGAUUUGCAAAGGACGAUCGCCCUCAUAUUGAGUUUCAGCCGCUGGAUAAAGUGCACCGUGCCAUUAUUCAUGAGGUAGCAGAAUUCGGUGGCUUUAUUGCAAUGAGUUUUGGCCGCGAAGAUAUCGAUCGUCACUCAGUUGUUUAUAAAAAAGAGAAUGCUCCAUCGGAAGAUGAAAUAGCAGCUCGACGCAACGGUGACGGUUGGAAUGAAGAAAUUGCCAAAGAAUAUGCCGAAAGGCGAAAACAACAACGCGAGUUGGAAAGUGAACAAAAAAGACUGGCACGUGCUUCCACCCAACUACCACCUACCACAGAGUGUGACAUUAAACCAACGACCAACUAUAAAGAUAAAUACGCUCAUCUUAUUGGGCAGGAUGCAGCCUUAGAGGCUGCGCGUAAAACAGAAACUAAUCUGAGUUAUGGUUUCGUGCCCAGCAAAAACAAGAAGGAUAUGCGUUCGAUUGAACAAACUUUAGCUGAUAUUCAAGCAAAGAAGAAACGAAAAUUGGAGCAGCAACAACAGAGUGCAUUACCUAAUCUGCAGCAAGAACAACAGUCUAUUGUCAAUGAGCAAGAAAGGGCUUUAAGCACGCAACAAGAGCAAGACAAACAGGAGCCUAAUCUAGUUGGAAGCAGUGCUAGAGCAGAUGAGUGAUAAUUAUAGCGAGCAACUAUUUUCAUACUUAAACACGCUUGUAAAACGACUGCUUUGUGUCUUUGCAUAAAUUUGCAAUAAAUUGCAAUAUUUUUACUAUUUACGAGUUCACAACUGAAUUGUUAACUAUUUGAAAUGGUAUUGAGUAAAAACACAUAAAUACAUAUAUUAUAAUGAAAACAUA
This is a messenger RNA of Bactrocera oleae (olive fruit fly), 1748 nucleotides long. Its product is annotated as sperm-associated antigen 7 homolog. The record is from RefSeq and is a predicted model, not a curated record. Gene Ontology annotation, molecular function: nucleic acid binding. NCBI's taxonomy places the organism in Eukaryota, Metazoa, Arthropoda, Insecta, Diptera, Tephritidae.